UAUUUAUAAAAAGCAGCUUCCUGUAUGAAUUAAUAAGAAUCUACAGACAAUUGAGUAGUACGGAUCUCCACAAUGGGUAUCUUUGCAUGUGCUAAAAAAACAAUUACCGAGUACCUCGGUAACAACACUCCAGAGUGGACGUACAAUGAUAUUCCCAACCUGAAAGGAAAGGUUGCUAUUGUUACUGGUGGCAGUAGCGGAAUUGGAUAUGUCUCAGCAUUAGAAUUAGCCCGUAAAGGCGCAAAAGUUUACCUUGCAGGACGUUCCGAGUCCAAAUGCAAUGCGAAGAUCGACUUCAUUAAAGAACAUGUUCCUGAAGCUAAUGUUGUCUUCAUGAAUAUUGAUUUGUUGGACUUUGAUUCCGUUAUUAAGGCUGCAAAGAAAUUCUUGGAGGCUGAAGAUGAAUUACAUUUGCUCAUCAACAAUGCAGGAUGCAUGUUCAACCCCUAUGAGCUCUCCAAAGAUGGCUUUGAACUUAUGAUUCAAACAAAUUACUUAUCUCACUAUUUGCUUACAAUGUACCUUGUGCCCGCUCUCAAACGUGCAGCUUCACAUUCUCCUAGCGGUGAGGUUCGAAUUGUAAACGUUUCUAGUCUUGGACAUUUGUUUGCACCUCGUGAUGGCAUUCACUUUGAAGAUCUUAAUAUGAAGGACGCCUAUUUCGGUGUGUAUGCUCGAUAUGGACAAUCCAAACUUGCAAAUAUUCUUCACAGCUUGGCGCUUGCUAAGCGUCUGGAGGGUUUCGGCAUUCACUCCUUCAGCGUUCACCCUGGUGCAGUUCAUACCGACCUUUAUCGCCAUUCUAGCGCAAGCAUGGAAAACCUGUUGUACAAAGUUGGCUUCUCCAUUUCUCCCGAACGUGGUGCACUUACUCAGGUAUAUGCGGCUACGUGUCCGAAGCUGAACCAAAGCGAAUAUAACGGCAUGUACUUGACAGCUGUUAUUCAAAGAGGCCGCAUUCUUCGCGAUCACAGUACUGCGAUCGUCGAAAAACUCUGGUCCUUUACAUUUGACUUGUUCGUUAAACGUGGUUUACUCCAGCCAGAACAGGCCUUGUAAGUUGCGUACUGAAGUUCUUUCCAUGGUUUCAUGAAAUGUCCUAAUUACACAAAUAGUUACCAAAAUAAACAAUAUUCCUUAAAGUGGGAUACUUUAAACAAUCGCAAUUCUCUUUAAGUUUACUCUAAUUAAUUAUGGUUUUACCUCAAAAUUUAGACAGAGUGUUACUACGUUUGAUCAUCACAAUGACGGCAAUAGCAGAAG
Schizosaccharomyces japonicus yFS275 is the source of this 1263-nucleotide messenger RNA. Its product is annotated as short chain dehydrogenase. The transcript has a single exon. Lineage: Eukaryota; Fungi; Ascomycota; Schizosaccharomycetes; Schizosaccharomycetales; Schizosaccharomycetaceae. The coding region runs from base 73 to 1059 and encodes 328 amino acids. The record is from RefSeq and is a predicted model, not a curated record.